Molecule: messenger RNA, 685 nt
Organism: Pelmatolapia mariae (spotted tilapia)
Lineage: Eukaryota; Metazoa; Chordata; Actinopteri; Cichliformes; Cichlidae
Product: heat shock protein 30-like
Exons: 1
Coding region: 62-685 (207 amino acids)
Biological process (GO): protein refolding; response to heat
Cellular component (GO): cytoplasm; nucleus
Source: RefSeq, a predicted model, not a curated record
ACAGACACCUGAACAGGGUUUCAUCUCACAGCAAGAGGACUCAACACUAAACACACUGAAGAUGCUGUGCUCUCAUGGAGUCCAGUCUGCACUCAGUCCAUUCAUGGACUUCUACUGGCCUGUACGCUGUCUGUGGCCAGAGAUCAAGCCUCUGUUCUACCAGCAGGAUCUCCUGCAGAGAAACCUACAGGAGCUGCGCAGCAGUCUGGAGCUGAUGGAUAAACUUCAACACAGGAUCCUGGAGGAGACAGAGCCUUUCCAAAGCAGCAUGGCUGUAGAACCAUUCUCCUACCAGCUGGAGAAAGAGGGAGACAAGUUUGGUCUGACGCUGGACACUCGAGGCUUUUCUCCAGAGGAGCUGUCUGUCAGGCAGGUGGGCAGGAAGCUGAGAGUCAGCGGCAAGACAGAGAAGAAGCAGGAGGACGGGAAAGGCUCGUACUCUUACAGACUGCAGGAGUUCAGACAGGAGUUUGAGCUGCCUGAAGGACUGAACCCUCAAGCCAUCACCUGCCACCUGUCUCCAGAUGGGAAGCUCCACAUCCAGGCAGCCAAAGCUCCGUGUGUUGAAGAGGCUGAGAGAGCUGACUAUCAAGAGGAGCUCAGAGGACAAAGCACAGCAGAGUGUGUGUUCACAGGCAGAAGACAGCAGGACAGAGACACACAGCAGCACACAGGACUAACCUGA